AAUAAAAAUAAAUAUUAUUUGACAAAUGUUGACAAAUAUGUCAAAUUAUUAGCUGAAUAUAAUUUCUUUAAUUGAUUACUUUUUGUAAAUUAAAAAAGAAUCAGCUAACCUGAACAAGUAUAAUCUACAUGAUUGAUAAAUAAUUUUUCCAUCACAAUAAACAAAAAAUUUGUCAAUAAAAAUCAAUCGAAAUGAUGCAAAUUAAACCAAAUCCAAUGCAGCUCGACAUUUCGUCGUUUGGAAAUUUCGAAAAAAAAGGUGCAAUGCAAAAAGAAAAAGCCCUGAUAUCAAGAAAUGAUGUCUGGCAUAAAAUAGUAAUAAUAAAUGGUACAAAAUAUGACAAAGAAUAUUUACUAAAAACAAUAUUAAAUGCAGUACAUCCAGCAGACAUGAUACCAGUACGUUAUCAAACAACAGGUUGUGACACAUUUUUCAUAGCAAGAAAUUGUAGUGCAGCAAUUGAAAAGCUAUGUGAAAAUAAAUUACUAAUUAAAGUAAUAAAUAAAGAACCAAUAAUAUUAAAUAUAACACUUGCAUAUGCAUCAGUUGCUGAUUUAAAAAUCAGCAUAAAGCCAUUAAUAUUAUCAUCAUUAAUAAAAAGAUAUGAUAAACAAAAAUGUUUAAUUAAUUUAGAAAAUUUUCAUCGUGAUGAUGAAUUGCUUAAAAAUGUUUAUUGUCCAAUAUCACAAGUACGUACAUUUAAUCAUGUAUUAAAACUCAUUGAGACAUCAACAACACCAUCAUUUGUCUCAUUGACAAUGUUAAAUUUAAAAAAUAAUAAUUUAACAACAUUAGCUGCAUUUGAAAAUGCAAAUUUAAAUACACUUAAUUAUUUAGAUAUUAGAAAUAAUUUACUUAUUGAUAUUAAUACACUUGGUCCAUUAGUUAGAAUGCCAAUUAAAAUUUUAUACCUUGAUGGCAAUCCACUGUGUGAAAAUUAUUCAAAUGCUCAAUUAUAUAUCAAUUCAGUUAAAAAAUAUUGUGGAAAAUUAAAAAAACUUGAUGGUAUUACUAUUGAGGAUAUAGAUUUACCAAAUAUUUAUGAAUCAUAUUUACCUGAUAGAAAUAUUGAGUGUCUUGUUAAAUUAUUUACAAGUCAUUUUUUCACACUUCAUGAUCAGAAUGAUAAAUCCAUCAUGUAUGGCUUGUAUCAUGAUGAUGCGCUGUAUUCAGUUACAGCUAAAUCAUGUGAAAAAAAUGAUGUUAAUGAUGUCAAAUCGUACUUUAAUAUAAAUAGAAAUUUAAUUCAAGAUAAUAGUUUUAAUAUGAAUGACAAAUUAAUAUAUCAUGGACCUGAUGAGAUUAUUAAAAUACUGGGUCAACAAAAUUUUUGUAUUCAUGAUAAAAAUUCAUUUAGCUAUGAUUUAAUUUUCAUGAAUAAAGACAAAAUAAUAUUCACAGUUUAUGGAUUGCUAGUAACAAGUCCAAAUUCAAGAAGCUUUAAUUUUAAUCGUACAUUUGUUUUGUUGAAAAUUUAUAAUGAAUAUAAAAUUUUAAAUGAUAUGUAUCAUAUUGGUGAUUAUUUGCCAAAUGUAAUGGCAAAUUUAAAUAAUUAUAAUAUUGAUUAUACAUACAAACCACAGUGGCUAAGUCGAAAUGAAAAGAAUAUAUUAAUUAAAAAAUUUAUGAAGUUGUCAACGUUGAAUGAAGUGUCAUCAAUGAAAUUGCUUGAAGCUAAUAAUUGGAAUAUUAAAAAAGCUGUUAUACAAUUUGUUAAAAAAUAUAAAUCAUCUGGGAUUCCAGCUGAGGCAUUUAUGUAAAUUAAAUAUUCAUUUAAAUAUUUAUUUAUCAUAUUAAAAAAUAAAUAAAACAAAGUUCAUAUUAAAAUACAAUAAUAACUGACUGAAUUUUUUUUUCGUUUUUAAUUUUAAAAAUUAAAAUGUUAAUACAUAAUGUAAAAAAUAAAUUAAAUUCGAUUAUUUUUGCUUCGUUUAUAUCUUAACUAAAUAAUUAAUCUAUUUAAGUAAAUUUAUGGAAAAUAAUUUUUGUUAUUAUGAA
Aphidius gifuensis is the source of this 1998-nucleotide messenger RNA. RefSeq names its product nuclear RNA export factor 1-like. Gene Ontology annotation, biological process: poly(A)+ mRNA export from nucleus. The coding region runs from base 192 to 1760 and encodes 522 amino acids. Gene Ontology annotation, molecular function: RNA binding; protein binding. Lineage: Eukaryota; Metazoa; Arthropoda; Insecta; Hymenoptera; Braconidae. Gene Ontology annotation, cellular component: cytoplasm; nucleus. The record is from RefSeq and is a predicted model, not a curated record. The transcript has 2 exons.